AUGGAAGUCUCUCUCACUACCUUCCUUGCCUUUGCCCUUUUUGUCUUCCUCGUCCGUAAACUAUUCAGCCCUUCCAAAUCAAAACAAAACCUUCCCCCAGAGCCAUGGAGACUCCCAAUAAUCGGACACAUGCACCAUUUGAUAGGUUCCCUGCCUCACCAUGGUCUCCGCGACUUGGCCAGGAAAUAUGGACCUCUCAUGCAUCUACAACUCGGAGAGCUUUCUACCAUCAUUAUCUCCGAUCCACGCUGGGCUAAAGAGGUCUUAACCACUCAUGAUAUUGCCUUCGCAGAUAGACCAGUGGUUUUAACCACUGAAAUUGUCGCAUACCAAAACACCGACGUCGUAUGGUCUCCCUAUGGUGAUUACUGGAGACAAUUACGAAAACUUAUGACCUUAGAGCUUAUGAGUGUCAAAAAAGUAAAGUCGUUUCAUUAUAUUCGUGAGGACGAGUGUUAUAAUCUUGUCAAAACCCUUCGUGAGUCAGCUGGUUCACCAGUUAAUCUUUCACAAAUGAUUUUCGACACCAUUGCUAGGAUAGUAUGUAGAACAUCAUUUGGUAAAGGAUGCAAAGACCAAGAAGAGUUUAUAGAUAUUGUGAAAGAGCUGUUUCACCUAACAGGAGGGUUUGAUGUAGCCGACGUGUUUCCAUCCAAGAAAAUCAUCCACACACUCACUGGCAAGAGACAGAAGCUCGAGAGCAUACACAAGAGACUCGACAAGAUCCUUAGCGACGUUAUCACCCAACAUCCUGGGCAACAUAAAGAAUCAAAUGAAGUGGAGUCUCUUCUCGAUGUCUUACUAAGGCUCCAAGCUAGCGGCGAAUUCGAGUUGACGACAAAGAAUGUCAAAGCAGUAACUUUGGAUAUGUUUGGAGGGGGCACUGAUACAUCUUCAGCAACAUUAGAAUGGGCAGUUUCAGAACUGAUAAGGAACCCAAGGGUGCUGAAGAAAGCUCAAGCCGAACUCAGGGAAGCUCUUAAAGGAAAAGAAAGAUUUGAAGAGGCAGACAUUCAGGAUCUUGACUACUUGAAGCUAGUGGUGCGAGAAACCUUGAGGAUGCAUCUUCCACUUCCGCUGUUGUUCCCUAGAGAAUGUAGAGAGGCAUGCAAACUGGGAGGAUAUGAUAUACCCGUUGGGACAAAACUUAUGGUCAAUGGUUGGGCAAUCAAUAGGGAUCCUCAAUACUGGGCAAACCCUGAUAGCUUCGUACCAGAGAGGUUUAGCCAUAACCCCACAAAUGUGUUGGGAUCAGAAUUCGAGUAUCUGCCAUUUGGAGCCGGAAGAAGGAUGUGUCCAGCAGCUGUUCUUGGUAUAGCCAAUGUUGAGGUUCCGUUAGCUCAUAUGCUCUACUACUUUGACUGGGAACUUCCAAAUGGCGCAAAGGGUGAUGACCUUGACAUGGUUGAACUCUUUGGAGCAUCGGUUCAAAGAAAGAACGAGUUAUAUGUGGUGAUGAAGCCACACAACUUCGCUAAUUGA
Lactuca virosa is the source of this 1482-nucleotide messenger RNA. The record is from the annotation of a GenBank genome assembly. NCBI's taxonomy places the organism in Eukaryota, Viridiplantae, Streptophyta, Magnoliopsida, Asterales, Asteraceae.